Molecule: messenger RNA, 11610 nt
Organism: Porites evermanni
Lineage: Eukaryota; Metazoa; Cnidaria; Anthozoa; Scleractinia; Poritidae
Source: the annotation of a GenBank genome assembly
AUGAAGAUUGCGUUGAUUUUGCUGCCAUUUCUUCUGGUUUCGAUCAUGGUCAUCGAAUGCCAAGGUAAGUUGUUUCACGCUGAUAAAUAAAAUUAUACUACAAGUACUAAAGGUGAUAUGUUUUAAUCUUUUGCUUUUUGCCCUUUUUUUUGUUUUGAUGAAUUUCCAGGAAAAGGCACCAAAAAAGGCAAGCAAGCUACAAUCCCAGAGGAAAAUAUCAAGGACUUUGCGGUAAUCAGAGGUUACAUUAGUAAAGCCAGUAAUUUCAAUUUCUUUCAAUUGUCCGUUAUUUGUUUAAUUUAAUAUACGUGUUAUGGAGCUCCCACAGAAAUUAGACAACCAAUCUGAGAUUGCCGAGCACUACUCAACUUGACUCCUCGAAGAGGGAGCCCGGGAGAGGGAGCUGUAAAAUAAUAAAUUCAAUGAUUCCUUGUUCGUAGAAAAAACCUGGAAUUACAAAGUCAAGCAUGGAGGACGAUAAUAAUGGUGAAGAAGAACUACCAGACUGGCUUAAGAAACUUUUAAAACAGGUAAUACAAUCAGUUUCAAGAUAAGACGAACCAUCAAUAAAUCUCGUUUUUUGACGUCGCACUACUUCCGUGCAAAGUGGGCUCGAAUGUAAGCUAACACAGCAGGGCUCUAACACCACGAUGUCUCGCAGCGCCACUCAGUAGAGGCGCCAUGAACUGUUGGCUGUUUUUGCAGACUAGCACGAUUGUAGAACGCUUUUGAUUUAGUCUGGGAAUUUACUUCAGUGGUGCUAAAAAACUGUUGAGACAAACUGUAAGCAAGGUAGGGGCACCCAUACACCAUGCUAAGUACCUAUCCGUGAGCACAGCUAUAUCAUCCAAGCAGUGCAUGGCAGCCAUGGACAGUCGUCUCGCCCUGGCUCAUCAGCAUGGCAUAACCAUAGGACCACGAACGGUCAUUUUUUCUCCUUGUCAACUGAGAGAAGGGAGACUUUCCUUCCCAUUUAUUUUCAAUUGUUAUGAACAACUGAUGAUGCAAGUUGGUAUGGGAGACUAACUGAUGAAAACCAGGAUGUUAUAGAGUAACGACUAGACGAGUAAAGGGCUAAAUUUACAACAACUGUACUAGAUGAUUACUGCUGAGAGAUCAUUGCGGGCCCUAGACUGUGAAAAGGUGUCUAAAUCUUUUUACUUGUAAUAAGAGUAAACGAAGUGUUCAAUAUUCAAAACCCCCUUAAUAAGUAGAGGAGAAUAUUGUUCUGGAGAUUAACACUGAGUUCGAUUCUCACGAAUUUGUAUAUAUAUUGCAGACAGUCCAUAUAAUAUAACGUGUAACAUUAAUAAGAUAAAACUAUGAAAGGUUUGAACCCGCCCAGGAGUCAUUUCACAAGUAGGUUGAGUAUGAUCGUCCGGUUGAACGUCAGUCACUGUCAACAACAACAGUCCUAUUCAGGACCACGUUCACCUGGACGAUCAUACUCAACCUACUUAUCAAUAAGAUAGUUAAAAAUUCUAGCAAGAAGAUCUUGAGAGGUAGGAAUAAGGUUACUUACAAUAAUUUCUCAACUAAAAGUAAACGGAAGCGGCUUAAUGAGCUUCGCACGCCAGUAGUACCACAUUUAAAGGUAAGUCGUGCUACUUUUGAAUCAACCGAAUUUCAUGUUUUCCUUUUAUAGUCCAGGAGCAAAUUAUGGUCCGUCAGCCAAAUACCCUUCGAGCAGAGCAGAAGCUACUUUCCUUUUCAAUUUAAAGUCGGAUUAAAAGUAUUUUCUGCGGUAGUCCAGUCAGUCGUUCACUGUAGAGUGAUGCGAAAAACGCGUGAAGCUGGGGAGAGGAUGGGCGGUUUCCCGUCACUACCCCAUUUGCGCGCGCCUUAUUUUCGCUCCUUAUUUUCGCUCCUUAUUUUCGCUCCUUAUUUUCGCUCCUUAUUUUCUCCUUAUUUUUCUCCUUAUGUCUGCUGCUUAUAGUUCACUUGCCGAACGAUGUUGUUUUUCUUUGCAGGGAAAAGCUUUACAGGCAGCAGCAAGAUCGAAGGAAAAGCAAAAUGAUUUGAUUGUAGGAAACGUCUCGUCAGACUCUCAGUCGGAAAAUGAGCGUAUGUUUUAAUUACGAAUAUUAACCCAAAUAAAGGUGAUAAAAAUCGUGAAACCAAAACAGUCAAAACAUUUUGUCCUUUUAGAGCGGUUUUCAUUUGAGUGUCGAAAAGUAAUUGGUUUUGCACUUUCUACACGAUGCGAUUGGCUUAAAAGAUUCGCGCCACCUUUUCAUCCAAUCAGAAGUAAAACCAAAGCCAAUUGUGACGCGCUCGCAUGCAUUUUCCCGCGCUUUGCGUCAGCCACAUGUAAUUACUUCGAGUUUUGAUUGGUUCAAUGUAUUGUCUGUGUCCUAUGUGAUUGGCCAGAGUAAUUACUUUGGUUUUGGUUUUACGACACUCAAACGAAAACCACUCUAAAGCAGAAAGGUUCAAAAUUAAACUGUUGAAAAAUAGUUCACUGAUGAUAGUGUUAUGAUACCGAGAUAAAGAAAAAAAUGAACUCAAAAGUAAUACAUGCAAACCAUGGUUCCAAUGGUGGCAAAUUACUUUUCUUUCACUUGAACAUUAUGUUAAUUAGCCUUCUUUGACUCGAUUGCAAUGCUUCUACAGAAUUCAAAAAAAUAUUUUGUCUGAAAACGAGCGAUUGAGGUCUAGUUAGAUCAGUUACCAUUUAGGAAUCAACUGUAUUGUAUUAGUACUCGUGUAUUAGCGCACGUGGUCGGUCUGUUCAAUAUAUGGACAGCGAAGCUAAAAGCACUUACUGCUGACGUCAGUUACCAUCUUUAAAUGCUGUUUGUACUUUAUUCUUAAUCACCAACGCUCCCCUUUUGCUUGCCCCCAUACAUUUCAGUACUCCGGCCCCCUUUUUUCUGCUUUUUCCCGUCUAUCUGUUUCUAUUCUCAGCCACACUCAAAGGUUUUGUCAAAUGAACAAUUUUAUAGUCCUUUAACUAAACAUUAUAUCAUAGUUUUGGAUGAUGCUAUUUGUGUUUUGCUCUUCAUCAGUUCCAACCGCCGAUGUCGACACAUUGAUCAACUCCUUUGGUCAGUUAGGCACACAAGCAACAGGGGCUACGAAGGGUCUAACUGAGCUAAAGGAAAAUUGGAAUGAGCUCCCGCUGGAAAGUCAAGUGAAAUUGAGGAAGGUUUUACACUCAGCUGCCUCGAACAUUGAAAGUUUUACCAACACGGGAGACGAUGAAAUGGCUGCCAUACUGGGGGCACUCGACAUGUUGUCAAAGAUGGCGCCAGUUGCCGGUCCCCAUGGCGCAUUUCUUUCCUCAUUUUCGAACUUCGCGUCUGGGCUUUUUAGUCUUUUUGGGGAGGGAGCACCGAUAAAGAAAUCUAUCGGAAAAAUUGUGGAAGAAAAAAUAGAGAAGGCAUUGGAAAAAAGUCGCCAGAAUGAUCUCAUUAAUCGGGCUCAAGCAACCAUUCAGCUGUUCUACGUUUCCAAGGCAUAUUUAGAUAGCUUUGCUAGUGAUGGCAGAGAACUUGAGGACCACGAGGUAAGGUCGAUUGAGACACAUGUGCCAAUGGCAACUGGAGUUCCCUUCAUGGAAAUAUUGGCAGCCGAAAUAGAUCGUCUUCUUGAGGCCAACAGGAAAAACGCUAACGAUGCCAAACAAAUCUUGAAAUACAUCGAGCUUUAUACAACCAUGGCCGUUCUAAAAGACAUAACUUUACAGGAAAUGGCUUUUUUGAUGCCAGCGAGCCAUAAAAGAAUUCGAGAUGGCAUGAUAUCUGUUCAGGAAAUGUUUCGUGAAUACGAAAAGUCCCUCCUAAAAUUCCUUCACGAAGGUAACGCCGGAAAGAUGGCACUGGUUUACUAUGACCCCGACUUGAACCCAGUGACAGAUUCGUAUUUGACAAAGGUUUUAAAGGUACCAGAUUACGAUCGUUCCAUGGCCGGAAUCCGGUGUCUGACGCCACGAGGGUCUAAUUAUCCAGUUGAAGCGAGAGAACAUCCAGAAGAUUUUGUGACAGAAAACCAUCCCUACAUCGCCGCAACUGGAUCAGGUUGCCACUGGAAACUUGUCCCUCAUGGUAAUAACCUCUACACAGUUGUUAACAAAGAAGAUUGCUCUACUAGUGCCCGGUAUUGUGGAAAGUAUUUGUCAUUCGACACAUACAGAGGGGGAUUCCUUUGGCUGAAAGCCAAGUCCAAGCUGACACUUAAGCCCGACGCAGUUCUCUGGGAAAUUGACGGCCCUUCUAAUGCGAAGUAAGAGUUUUUUAUAUAUAUAUAUAAUUCCUAUUCCACAAUCAAGUUUUCCUUGUUUCCUUUUUUUUUUCUCUGAAAGUCAGAACUACGAAGACAUCACUUGAUCAUAUAGUGAAUACAGGUGCGUUCGAGGAGGUCGGACGCGAGUAAGUUAGCUAGUACAUUUUUUCACGUUUGGUACUGUUGUGGUAUCACAAUAGCCACCUCGAUAUUGCUGCUUGUGGGUAGAUACUUUUCCUCCUCUAAUUCAAUGAAGUUUGCUCUGGGCAUUACUAUACCCGCCAUCUUUGUACGCUCUCUAGGAUUGAUGGGAUAAAAGCGAUGACACGUGCUAUUUCAGUAGGGAAACAGUGACAAUAUUGACAAUAUUGGCCAAUACGAGCAAUCGUGGGGCGCUUUCCAUUCAACCCAAAAUUCCGGAAAUUUCAGUUGGUUCAUCAAAUGGUACGGACCAUUUCGGUUUGGUCCGACCAGAAUAUUCGUGACCAGCUUUGAAGAUGGUCCACUGUGACCGGUCUGGUCAUUUCGGUCGGUCGGACCGAAAUGUCCCUUUCCAUUUGCCAAAAUUGUUGUCCCCAGUACCGCUCUUUUGUAUCCUGCUUACAGGAACAAGUAGUUUCCAAUGGAAAGUGAAGUACUGUGACAGUAAAGCCAUGACAUCUCAAAUAUUGCCUGAAACCUGUCCACGAUAUUUAACUAGAGCAAUUUAUUAGUUAAGUUGAAAUGAAUACAACAAAGCCUGGAUGAAUACAAAUUUGGCCAAAACACCGAAUUAUUUACCGUACAGUUCCAGGAAUUGCUUGGAAUCGUUCGAAUAUUCUGAGAAACGUAUCGCUUCAAUUCACGAUAAUUUUUUACCUUCACUUGCAUUCAUAGGCCUUCUACACGAAAUAGGAUUCCUCCGCCUUUAGUUUUCCACCGCCCCUUUUCGACAGUCGAGUGUUCUUUGAAACAGUACUUACGCUUCUCUUUUAGAGUGUAAUUUUGAGUCUGCUGCGAAGCCACAAUAACUAACAGGCGGUGGCUUGGGUCGGGUCUGUGCAACCGGAAUGUACCGUUCCAUUGAGCACGUGAAGUUUCCGACAUUUCAAACCGGAAUUUUAGUUGAAUGGAAAGCGCCCUAUGGUUUCUAUCAGGCUCUCUUUUCGUUUCGCCUUGCGCGCCGGAAUGUUAUUUACAAAGCGAAACGAAAAUUGAGCCUGAUCUCAGGUUAAUAUUGUGGGUCGUUUCUAUGGAAAUGAAUUUAAAAUAAUCCCUUUUUGGAUAAAUCGUUUCUUUUCUCAACGAAAAAUCCUAAUGAUCGGGAUUUUUGUUCUGAUCUUGGACUUUAGCAAAGAAACGCACUCAUAACAAACUAACUAACAACAACAACAAUACCAACGAGCUUUAUUUGCAUGACCAUUAAAGUACAUACAGUAUUGCAAAAGCUAUUUUAAGAAUCGAAAUUACAACAUAGGCCAAUUACGUUUAAUACUUUGAAAAUAAUUUGUCACGAACAUCAAAGCAAACUGAAAUACAUUUUAUGAAUUGUAUAUUGAUAAGUAACUAGAGGAGUUUAUCAGAACUGGGCAAUAUUUGGAAUCACAGUCUUGACUUAAAAAGAAUCCUCCUCUUUUACAGGUGGGGUGGGGGUGGGGGCGGGCGCUGGGUGAUUAUUUUAUUAUUUUUUCGACAUUUUUCAUAAAAAGUAAAAAAGAAAAAAAUCAAUCAAUCACGCUUACAUCGUACAAAUAGCUAAAUACAUAGGCAAACACACACAGAAGCUAUUACAGCAAUACAGUCUCCUAGUAUGUAGGAAUACAAAUUCUUCACCUUGAACUUUACACUAAUGAUGAAUUUAAUCAUAAUUGGCUCCUGUCAUAAUAUCACUUAUAUAUAUCGCAAAAAAAAAACGCUGAUUAAUUUUUCCCACUUUUUUAAAUGAUUGUUUAAUUUGCCUCUUUUCCUGGCAAUAUGGAGUUCAAUUAAUAUUUUAAAUUCGUCUUGUCCUGACAAUGAAACCCUGAAGAGAAGGUAUAACAUUCUGGCAUUUCCGAGAAUAAAUAUAAAACUUACCCAAAAGCAAAAUAUGAUUAAACAAGCGGAAAUCAUCUCCAACAUCGAACUUACCAAAAAUGACAUCUUCUUUAAUGUUUUCAACAAAGACUGUCAUAAUUACGCAGCCAGGACAAGACAAUGUUUCCUGAAAAAUCAGAUGAUACCUUAGAGGAAAAGAGUAAAUGGCAGUAAGCACAGGUCGGCGAAUCAGCCAUGCCGAAACGAAAAACUUUCUCGUUUAUAAAGACAAUACAAAUUUAAUAUUUUAAACUGAAAUUCUCUAAGUUCAGAUUCUAAUGUCUUGCGGAAGGAUAGCGAAUAAACACUUUUCCUCUCAAUAUCUGUGUUCGGAUACUUUGCAGCGAACUUUUCUCCUAAGCAACGGGGAUCCACACUCCUCGAUUAGGCCUAAGAUUCUCAUGUAGCAGUAGACGUUGUUUUGCUUUUUGUCCAGGAAAAGCCGGUAGAUUUGUUGUGAGGAAGCAUCAAGAAUUGGAUCCAAAUUAUUACUUUUUAGAAUAGCUGGUGAAUCCGGAAAUGGAUCAAUAACCGGUGCAGUAGUUGCCUUUUUAAUUGUCAAGGGCGGUAACUGGUAGGCAUAAAGUUAAUAAUACCCAUAAUGAAGCCGGAACCUUGCGGCUUAGGAUUGAGAGGAUUGAGCUGGGCGAUUAAGAAUAUUAAGAAUAGUAUUAAAAAAAAACCACCUCAAAUUGAAAACUCUCCCAUCAAGAUAAAAGUCUUUUGAAAGUACAAUACUUUUCGGUAGCAGCGAAUUAUCUGUUUACGAUUUCUAGAGUCAAUAUGGAACUUUUGCAUCGACGACCGGGCGUCAUGUGAUUGUCCUAUUUUCACGUCGAAGUCGUGCAGUGACGACAAAGAAAUGUACAAAAAGCGUAUUGCAUGUGCAAAGUUGUUGUUUUGUUUAACAAACCUUUUGCUUUUUGACGUUCUCGUUGCCGACGCCGUCGGCGUUGCUAAAGCUCCCUAAUUUAAUGAGAGAUAUUUAAAAGAAAAACCUGGUCGACUUUUUUAUUCGCUCAUUAUGUUUUCUUCUAUCAGGCCCGGAAUGGAACAGUUAUGUGUAAACAAGAGCCAUAAUGGCUCUUGGUGUGAAUUUUUUAAAAAGCGUGACCAAGCUAAAAGCAGAUCCUUAAAAUAAUAGUUUUCAAAGUUUUUUGUUGUAAGUGAAAUGGACGAAAUUCAAUAUAUUUUUUUAAUAAUGGAAAAACGCCAUUGACUGUCUCUAUGUGAACUGCCUAACAUUUCGCCUAAACAAACGCAAGCUGCAUGUCUUGGAUUCCCCGCCCCCACCUCUGCAGUGUCUACUUAGCACCUCCNCUCUCCCAUCAAGAUAAAAGUCUUUUGAAAGUACAAUACUUUUCGGUAGCAGCGAAUUAUCUGUUUACGAUUUCUAGAGUCAAUAUGGAACUUUUGCAUCGACGACCGGGCGUCAUGUGAUUGUCCUAUUUUCACGUCGAAGUCGUGCAGUGACGACAAAGAAAUGUACAAAAAGCGUAUUGCAUGUGCAAAGUUGUUGUUUUGUUUAACAAACCUUUUGCUUUUUGACGUUCUCGUUGCCGACGCCGUCGGCGUUGCUAAAGCUCCCUAAUUUAAUGAGAGAUAUUUAAAAGAAAAACCUGGUCGACUUUUUUAUUCGCUCAUUAUGUUUUCUUCUAUCAGGCCCGGAAUGGAACAGUUAUGUGUAAACAAGAGCCAUAAUGGCUCUUGGUGUGAAUUUUUAAAAAAGCGUGACCAAGCUAAAAGCAGAUCCUUAAAAUAAUAGUUUUCAAAGUUUUUUGUUGUAAGUGAAAUGGACGAAAUUCAAUAUAUUUUUUUAAUAAUGGAAAAACGCCAUUGACUGUCUCUAUGUGAACUGCCUAACAUUUCGCCUAAACAAACGCAAGCUGCAUGUCUUGGAUUCCCCGCCCCCACCUCUGCAGUGUCUACUUAGCACCUCCCUGCCGGCAGUCCGUUCGUACGUACGGGCGAGCUUAGGCUGACGUGUAUAACCAAAUUUUCUCGCGUGGAUAGGUUUCCAUUUUCUAUUAGCUAUGGGGCUCCGUUGCGCGCGCUUCCCGCGCACAGAGGCUCCGCUAAAAAGUUACUUUUUUCUGUUGUCCAGAACAUAGUUAAUUAAAGUGGAAUGGUUGGGAAACCCUUUGUUAUAGGUUUUUGUUAGCUUUCUGGACCUGACCGAACACAACGUUCAAUAGCAUUCCUAUCAUUUUGAAGUUAUUGCCCAAUAGAAACAUUGCAUUAAUUCAUUCAGUCAUAAUUUGUGAACAUAAAACAAAGGAUUGUGCACCAUCAGGGAGAUUCCAACAUAACCUACAGCACCAUGGUUUUCAAACUUUGAUGUUUGUCGGAUUUCCUAAUCAGUCUCCUCUACUAACUAUGUCCAGAAUAAACAAGUUUGUUUUUCGGUGGAUUUCUCACUUGUUUAACCCCUGGGAAACCACGUGACAUGGCUUUAACCUUAUCAGUUUUUAGAGCGCAUAUGUGGAUGGUGGGUAUCGUGAAUAAGGUCUGAGCCGCGAAUCUUUGCAGUGAGUUCCGUAUGCCCAAAUACGCUAUGUGCAUGUCCAAUUACCAAAGCACUUUUUAUUGAGGUAGGUACAUCUGGAAAGCUGAUCGUACUGGGUAAAAAUUAACUUUGCAAGACACAAACGCGACACCGAUAGAACCCAAAAGAGAACGGGGUUGAAUUAGCCGUAGAAAGCUGUUUCGCCAUUACCGUAGCUUCGUCAGAACAGCGCAAAAACAGCCUAACAACAUUAGUGAGUUUACGCAACAGGACGGCAGGAAGAAGAGGAAGGCAAAAUGUUUGUGUGUGACAAACUUGACAGGGCUAUAACUUGCAUGUUAUGUCGUGAUCUUCACUCAGCAUUAAUAAUUUCUGGUUUUUACAAAAGAUCUGUUUAAAGGAAAGUGAUGGUUGGCGAAAAGUUAUUUCAAACAAAUUUGUUGUCACGGUUGUCACACAAGGUUUGCCGUCUUCUUUCCUCUCCCGUCCUGUUGCGUAAGUUCACUAUUGAAGGCUCACACCCAACGAAUCGGCAAACUCGUUCCCAGGGAUCUGUCCCACUCGUCCCCCGAAGCUCUUUCUCGCGCUCCCGGCGACGAUCGAGUAGAAGAAGACCAUCACUUGGAACAAGGUUGAACAAACCUUAGGAAAACAGGGACAAAACGAUGAAAAAAUGUACAGUAGAUGGGAUCUAUUUAUAUAUGGAAAUCAUUUUUAAGGUUCUUGCGAAUUUCACUUUAUUCUUGUUCAUUUGUUGCUUGGUUUUGUUCGUGGGUCGUUCAAGGUCAAAUGAAAAUCGUUCUUUAUAUAAUAUUAUUUUUUAACAGGAUCCGGUGUAAAUAUGGCUGUGGCGAUGAUGAAGAUUGGAAAAACUAUGAGAUUGAUAUGUAUUCUGAACGCUACCAAGCGAAGUCUUACAACCGCGUGAAUCGUAACCCAGUCCACUGGUACAGACUAUUCCAUCUAAAAGAUAUGGGUAGUACUGUUUGGUCCAUCACAAAGGUAGGUGCUAUGAAGCCACACACAGGCGUCCCAAACUCACCAUGCAUGUGAGCGGUGUUAAAACUAAUUCAUCACCUAAUAUUGUGUAAUGUAGUGAUUUAUAAGGAUGGCAAAAUAAUUAAAUGGAAAAAAAUCGCCUUAUCUUAGCUUCGUAUUCUGUAGCAAGGAUUUGCAAUAAACUUGCUUUCAGUUGCUGUAUUUUGUGUUCCUGUGUUGUUUUCGCAAGCGAUUGUGCCUGGUGUGACUGCUAUUUAUCUUAACUUUCAUAAUAAUAGCCAAACCAACCCAAAUCCCUUUAAAAUGACUGAGGAACACAAAAUGCAUCAAAAGUAAUAAAAAAACACACACGAACUGAUAAACAUUUUGAACUUUCGCAUUUAUAUAAAAACUUGACGUUUCGUAUCAUUGUGCAAGUCAACAUACAUUUAGAAAGUGAUGGGAAGUGACCCGUUACAGAUUAUGACAAAACCAUGUGUACAAAAUUGACAAGGGAUCUAGAAAUGAGAUUAAGAAACUUCCUAACGGUGAAUCAGUAUAAGGCAAAAGCAAGACAGGAUAAAGGGGACAGAGAAGGCAUCCCCCAUACACACCCUAUUACAUAGGUAAUUCGUCUCGAGUUAUUUUUAGAAUCGGGAUAAAGUUACCUCGCGCGCUGCGUGGAUGUUUCGUGGAGGUUUCGCAUGACUAAACGCCGUGCAAAACAUGUCGGGCGAAAGGCAAUGAAAGCGUAAAGAGCGUGGGUCAUCCACACCGAACACAUUCGCACUAUGUGAUUGGCUGUUGUCUAAUCCCCCUUGGGAUCUGAGGUCUUAAAAAUAACUCGAGACGAAUUACCUUUGGAAUAGGGUGCAUAUGGGGGAUGCCUUCUCUGUCCCCUUUAUCCUCUCUUGGCAAAAGCUAAUUAAUAAAAGCAUCAGCUUUUCACUGCUGAUGUUGGCAUUAACCGGCUAGCUUAUUUAAAAGUGCGAAAAUUCAAAAUGUUUAUCACGGCUGUUUUUGUUUUCUUUUUGAUUAAGGUCCAAGAACGAAAGUUUCUAUCAUACAGCAAAAGCUAGCCUAGACUGCGAUCAGUCUCUCUUUUUCUUCAGAUUUAGUAAGAAGGGGAGUGCACGCGCGCGCGAGCGUUGAGCGGCGAAGCCGCAAGACGCGAGAAACGAGGUCGUCUCGCGCCUUUAGUCACGCGCGUGGUCAUUUGCGUGUCUCGGGCGUUUUGCUCGAAGGACCAAGAAAAAAGAGAGACUGCUCGUACUCUAAAGCUGCCAGCAGGCACAUAAAGGGGAGGGGGAGGGGGAAGGGGAGAAAAGCGCGCCGAAAGGGACCUCGUACCACGGGUAGUCCAACUGAGUGAGAAUCAAGGUUGAAUCCACACCGUCACUUUGAUUAAAUGCUAUCUAUAACAUUCAAGAGCUGAAAGGUGUACAUAACAAGGAAUAAAGAGUAGUAUAGGACUUUGUAAUUCCUUUAAGUUGCUGAUCUACACAAGAUUCGUAGUAGCUGAGCUCAUUUCACAAAGUUGAUGUUAUAAACAUCCUUCAUAUUAAUAGGCCUGCAGUCAGCCGCGUAAUAUAUGGCACGUCAUGCAAUGGGCUUGUCAAAGUAAACUCGGUUAUUAUGGCUUUCAAUGCUUCAAACUGACAGCGAAUUUGGAUAAUAAGGGAUAAUGGAAACAUUAAUUUAAAACAUUUCAACUAUGUUUAUUUGCAGAAUCCACCCCAGCAGAGAGAUGCGGCCCGCCAUCGAAACCCCAAAUAUUAGAAAGGCGAGUGUCUGUUCUUGAAGCAACACUUCCAGAUGAAACAAGGACUGGAGAAUACAUCGAAUAA